AUGUUCCUCCCUUCAGCCCUUUUCCUAGCUAGCAUAUCCCUCCUAGCCCACCUCACGACCAGUCAGGCCCAACAACUCCUCCCUCUCCCCUCAGGAAGGGACUAUAACGUCACAAUCUCACACCUCCACUUCCACUCCCCCUCAAGCCCCGAUCCCUACCACCCCGACCCAACUGCAGGACGACAUGUGAUGAUCUCUGUCUUCUAUCCGCUACGCAAGAACAUCUGCAGCGGCAGGUGCUAUCCCGCAUACAUGCCCAAUGCUACAGCUGUAGUCUCCGGCGCACAGUUCUUCGGCAGUCAGCAGAACGACUCUCGUAUUUUCGAGAACAUCAAGUUCCAGGCUUGUUGUGGCGUUAAGCAGGGGAAUAUGACGAAUCCUACUGCAUAUCCAGUCGUCGUGAUUGAACCAAAUGUAGGGACGACGAGGUUUCUGUAUGGUGCAAUUGCACAGGAGAUUGCGAGUCAGGGCUAUGUAGUCGUGACCGUUGAUCAUCCGUAUGACAGCAGCAUCGUUGAAUUGGACCCGGGUUCUGGAUCCGAGAACAGCACAGCUUUGAAGAAAGUGGAACUAGAUCCGUUCGUGGCGAUGAAUCCCUGGAACGCAACGGUUACAAAGGCUUUUAAUACCCGGCUCUCAGACCUCGAAAUCGUAACCACCUCCCUCCGGAACUAUACAAUUCUGCAAUCCGCAGGGCUAAACACAACGCUCAUUCCCAUCCCUCAAAACGCAGCGUUCAACACACUGCCUGCUAACACCAACAUCAUCGGCCACGGUCUCGGCGGCUCCAUAUCCACUUAUCUAUCCACUCUUCCCUCCACCCCCUCUCCAUACCUCGCCGCGAACUCGAGCGUCUAUAUUAACCUCGCUGGCACACCCCCCCUCAUCCCCUCUGAUACCUACGCCCCGAUCCUCUUCUUCGGCCUCUCCCCUGGUUUCCGCCGCGAAGACUCUCCGCACUGGAACGCAUCCUGGCCGCACUUCCGCGGCGACGCCACAGAAUGGGACCUGUUUCCCGGCCAAAUAUACGACUACUCCGACCUCCCGCUGAUCCUCAACAUCACUUCCAGCGAGUACCCGGGCGCAAGGGAUAUGGUGAGGGGAGUGGGGCCAGUUGGUGGGAAAGUGGGGAUGAAGGUAGCGUGGGAGGUUACGACGAAGUGGGUUUGGGCGUACUUGGGGUUGAGUUGGGAGUGGAAGGGGAGGGCGAGUGUGGAGAGGAGGCUGAAUGAAUUUGUGGGGGAGUAUCAGGGGGUUAUGAGGACUUAUCCCAGAGUCUGA
Molecule: messenger RNA, 1281 nt
Organism: Lindgomyces ingoldianus
Lineage: Eukaryota; Fungi; Ascomycota; Dothideomycetes; Pleosporales; Lindgomycetaceae
Exons: 1
Coding region: 1-1281 (426 amino acids)
Molecular function (GO): 1-alkyl-2-acetylglycerophosphocholine esterase activity
Source: RefSeq, a predicted model, not a curated record